This is a messenger RNA of Capsella rubella, 3120 nucleotides long. Its product is annotated as protein SPA1-RELATED 3. The record is from RefSeq and is a predicted model, not a curated record. The transcript has 8 exons. NCBI's taxonomy places the organism in Eukaryota, Viridiplantae, Streptophyta, Magnoliopsida, Brassicales, Brassicaceae. Gene Ontology annotation, molecular function: ATP binding; protein kinase activity; protein binding. The coding region runs from base 382 to 2916 and encodes 844 amino acids. Gene Ontology annotation, biological process: protein phosphorylation; photomorphogenesis.
UUCUAUUCUAAAAGGCCGAGAUUUUAUGAGGCUGAGAGAGAGAGAGAGAGGCUGCUUCUGCUUUUUUUUUUUUCGUGAGAAAAAUACUGUGUGUUCGGUGUUGAUGUUGUUGUGUGGUUCUAUUUCAAUCUCGAAAAGAUUACUUCUGGGUGGUCUCUCUUAGAUACUUCUUAUCUUCUCCCUCUCUCUCUCACUAAGCUUGCGUACUCGAAAAGGGGGCUUUACAUUCUGAGAGUCUGAGUUCUUGGCGAGUGUGUGACUUGUGAUUAAACGAUCUUAAGCAAUGAGCUGUUGAAUCCGAAAUGAUUCCAGUGAGAGUUGGGAAUUCAGAUAAGUCAUUGGCUACUUGUUGGUUUCUUGUUAGCUUUUGGUGGAUGAUAAAUGGAAGGUUCUUCAAAUUCUAACUCCAGGGGAUUCAAUACCUCUGGUGUUUCAGACAGGAACACUGAGUUCUUACCUGUUGAGAGGAUCGCAGCUCGUUCCAAGCCUUCCUCUCAUGUCGAUGACUAUGUCAGAAGCUUGUUUGGUAGUACUAGUAGCACACACAAAUCCUGCGAAGACGAUUCUUUAGGGAUUGACCCUUUUGUUAGGUCCUUGGAAUGGGGUGAUGUUAGCUUGAGACAGUGGUUGGACAAACCUGAACGAUCUGUAGAUGUUUUCGAGUGCUUGCACAUUUUCAGACAAAUCGUCGAGAUUGUGAAUGUGGCUCACUCUCAAGGCAUUGUUGUUCAUAAUGUCAGGCCAUCUUGUUUUGUCAUGUCUUCGUUUAACCAUGUUUCGUUCAUUGAAUCCGCUUCCGACUCCGGCUCUGAUUCUUUGGAGGACAGUCCAAUUAGCCAGAAGGAAAUUGGUCGCUCGAGAAGAGAGGAAUCUGUAUCGAAAGCUAUUGCAAUUGAAGAGAAAGGAGUCUAUAAUAAGUUGUUGGAGAGACGAAUCGAGAAACUGGAGGAAGAAAAGAAUCAACCUUUUCCUAUGAAGCAUAUAUUAGCAAUGGAGACAAGUUGGUAUACAAGCCCUGAAGAGGAUUUUGGUUCUUCAAGUACUUGUGCUUCAGAUGUCUACCGUCUUGGCGUUCUCCUUUUCGAGCUAUUCUGCCCUGUGCCUUCAAGAGAAGAGAAGUCAAGAACUAUGUCUAGUUUAAGACACCGCGUUCUUCCGCCUCAGAUAUUGCUCAAAUGUCCAAAAGAAGCUUCCUUCUGCUUGUGGUUAUUGCAUCCCGAGCCAAGUUGUCGACCAUCAAUGAGUGACUUGCUGCAAAGCGAGUUUAUAACUGAACCAAGAGAUAAUUUGGAAGAACGUGAAGCAGCGAUUGAGCUUAGGGAUAGAAUCGAGGAACAAGAGUCAUUACUUGAGUUCUUGUUACUGAUUCAACAGAGAAAGCAGGAAUCUGCGUAUAGAUUGAGGGAUACAGUUUCACUUCUUUCUUCUGACAUUGAGCAAGUUGCAAAGAGACAAUUAAUUUUGAAGGAAAAGGGAAGCUUACUCUCUGAUUUCAGUAAAGAUGAUCAUCAGUAUCCCUCUGGUAAGCCAUUGGUGAGCUUCCAUGCAAACGAGGAGCCAUUAGCAUUCUUGGCCUCAAGAAAACGGUUUAGACAAGGGAUUCCAGCAUUGGAAAACGAUGCUGAAGUUGAUGAAGAGAGUCAAGGAAGCACACUUCUUGAAAGCUCCCGGUUGAUGAGAAACUUCAAGAAACUAGAAUCUGUCUACUUUCUAACUAGGCGCAGGCAAAUGAAAGCUGCUGCUUCAGGGAAACCAUUAAUUAGACAUUCACCGUUAAGUAGUGAAAAUGGAAGAGGUUCAAUGAUUGUCUCAGAGAAAAGCUCAGUAAGCAACCCGGUGGCACCUAAAGAUUUCUACAAUAAUGAUUUGAGACAAGGGGGGUGGAUAGAUCCAUUCCUUGAGGGUUUGUGCAGAUAUUUAUCAUUCAGUAAGCUAAGAGUAAAAGCAGAUUUGAAACAAGGAGAUUUGUUGAACUCUUCUAACCUUGUUUGCGCCCUUGCUUUUGACCGAGAUGGAGAAUUAUUUGCCACUGCGGGUGUCAACAAGAAAAUCAAGAUAUUCGAAUGCAAUUCCAUCGUAAACAAUAACCGGGACAUUCACUAUCCAGUUGUGGAAUUGGCUGGUCGCUCAAAGCUAAGUAGUUUAUGUUGGAACAGCUACAUAAAGAGCCAAAUUGCAUCAAGUAACUUUGAUGGGGUGGUUCAGAUAUGGGAUGUUGCGAGAAGCCAGUUGGUUACAGAGAUGAAGGAGCAUAAGAAGCGAGUAUGGUCCAUCGAUAUUUCAUCAGCAGACCCAACAUUGAUGGCUAGCGGUAGCGAUGAUGGAACCGUUAAGCUAUGGAGUAUCAAUCAGGGAGUUAGCAUUGGGACCAUUAAGACAAAGGCCAAUAUAUGCUGUGUCCAGUUUCCAUCAGACUCAGGACGGUCUCUAGCAUUUGGUUCUGCAGAUCACAAAGUUUAUUAUUACGAUCUUCGAAACCCCAAGAUUCCUCUUUGCACAAUGAUUGGUCAUAGCAAGACAGUGAGCUAUGUCAAGUUUGUAGAUUCAUCCACUCUUGUGUCCUCUUCUACUGAUAACACACUGAAGCUUUGGGACUUGUCGAUGUCUGCUUCUGGGGUUAAUGAAACCCCUCUUCACUCAUUCACUGGACAUACUAAUUUAAAGAAUUUUGUUGGCUUAUCUGUCUCUGAUGGGUAUAUAGCAACAGGCUCAGAGACUAACGAGGUUUUCGUGUACCACAAGGCGUUCCCAAUGCCAGUGAUGUCGUACAUGUUCAACGACACUGACUCUGUAUCUGGUCUCGAAGUCGAUGACGCCUCACAGUUCAUCUCUUCGAUCUGCUGGCGAGGACAGUCGUCUACAUUAGUCGCUGCUAAUUCCAAUGGCAACAUCAAGAUUUUGGAGAUGAUGGCUUGAGCCUCUCAAGGGUAAAAGGGUUAUCUCAUUGAUCUCUGGUUCUUGGCAAGAGAUCUGCUUUGUUGGAGUACUAUAGGGUAAACCAUUUUUACCAAAAAGAUAGGAAAGUGGAAAACAUUGUGUAUAGAAUUUCAUUAAAAAGAAAAACAAAAGGAGAAUACAAAUAUUGGAUCUUUGUAUUUGUAUAUUUUGCUAUAAUUGAAA